This is a messenger RNA of Eurytemora carolleeae, 1983 nucleotides long. RefSeq names its product organic cation transporter protein. The record is from RefSeq and is a predicted model, not a curated record. The transcript has 18 exons. Gene Ontology annotation, biological process: transmembrane transport. Bases 42 to 1682 code for a protein of 546 amino acids. Gene Ontology annotation, cellular component: membrane. Gene Ontology annotation, molecular function: transmembrane transporter activity. Lineage: Eukaryota; Metazoa; Arthropoda; Copepoda; Calanoida; Temoridae.
ACACUGCCCAUUCCUAAAUACAUACGUAUAUUAUAGAAAGAAUGGUUGAGGGGAAGGAAGUGAUGAAUCUUGAACUUCAAGUCUCAGCUCCUAAAGCAGUUGAGGAAGAAGAUGAGAAGGAUGAAGAUGAGAAAAAUGAGAAUGACACUCUUCAAGGAGAUCCUGAGGCUUGUGAAGAUCAGAUUAUAUCUCUAAUAGGAGAGACUGGAAGAUGGCAGCUAGAGAGAAUAGGAAUUGUAUUUCUGGUUUCUAUCCCAGGGUUAGCGCAUAUAUUCAUGUCCCCAUUUGCGAUGCCUAAAACAGAUUUCUGGUGUGUGGAAACUGAGAGUUCUGGUGUACAUGUUCAUCAGGAUAAUCUAACUAAGAAUGAGUGUUUGGACUCCUGUACAUCUUUUGAGUAUGAUUUGAGUUUCUGGGAGGAAACUAUAAUAUCAGAUUAUAACCUGGUUUGUGAGGCUAGUCCCUUGUCAACCAUGGCCAAAAUGAUGUUUUUCGGAGGCUUUGGAAUUGGCACAUUUGUCGCCGGUAUGGUUUCAGAUACUUUUGGGAGACAGAAAGCUAUUUGUGGGUUUACGGCACUACUCCUUGUUAGUGGAGUUGCGUGUAGUUUUAUGCCAUCAUAUACUACAUUUGUGGGACUCUGGAUAGUUGUUGGUAUUGCUGCUAUAGCAAACUUUACAGUAGCAUUUGUUUGGGUCAUGGAGCUAGCAUCAGGAAAAUGGAAGAUCCUACUGGGAAUGGGAAUGCAGUUUACCUGGCCCAUCAGUAGAAUAUUUAUCCUAGUCUGCGCAUGGACAUUGAGAAACUGGCGCAGAAUGAUGCAGGCUGUAUCUGCUCCUCUGUGUCUAGCUCCUGUUCUCCUAUAUUUCCUUCCUGAAAGUCCAAGAUGGUUGGUUGCUAAGGGUAGAAUAUCAGAAGCUAAAGUUCUCAUAGCUGAUGCUAUAAAGACGAAUAAAAGAAAAGCUGAUCCAGAAAUGAUUUCAUUGAAACGACCCCAGCAACAGAGAAGGAAUGGAACUGUUGUGGAUAUCCUAAGGUUUCCUGUACUCCGACAGAAGACCCUGAUCAUGUAUUUCAACUGGUUCGCUAGCUCCUUUAUGAUGUACGGUCUCUCUCUCAACUGGCAGAAUUUGACAGGUGAUCUAUUCCUGACUUUCCUGAUAGCGAGUUGCCUGGAUUUUCCUGCAAAAGCAUUCUCAGUGAUUUCUCUCCUGUUUUAUGGAAGGAAACUUCCAUAUAUUGGACUUACAUUCAUCGCAGGUAUUCUGUUUGUAAUUAUUCUGGUAGUUCCUAAAGCUGGGAAUGAUACUAUAAUUCUAGUUCUAUCUCUAAUUGCCAGUUUCUGUGUCUCCUCUUCCUUCGGUAUGCUCUGGAUGUGGAUGAGUGAGUUGAUGCCGACUACUGUACGCAAUGCUGGUGUAGGAUCUGCAUCUAUGAUCGCUAGAGUUGGAGGGGUACUAGCUACUACAGUGGGUAAACUAGCUGAUGUAUCACCAAGUAUUCCUAUAAGCAUGUUUGCAUUUUCUGCUUUGCUAUCUGCGUCUUUAUCCAUUCUUCUUCCAGAAACACAGGGUAAACCUCUACCCGACACACCAGAAGAGAGUGAGAAGGACAAACUUCUCGGGAUAAAGGAUGGAUUUAGGACAAUGUUCUCACAUGUUAGAACAAGGAGAGCAGAGUAAACUCAGAUUCAGCCUCUCUCACACAACUAAGAUACAAUUAUAUCACAUUUGGAACAGAUUAAAUCUUGAAGAAAUAUAUUUAACUAUUUAAUAUUUUGAUUCUUCCUAGUUGAGUUUUUCAAUUUCUUUUUGUAAGUGCAUUAAAAAAUAUACCAAUAAAGAUACGAUUCCAUCAGUUAGUCAUGGUUUGCACAAAAUGUUGCUCUAGGUAACAAUUCUGUAAUAGCUGUUAAACAUUCAAAUAAGAAAAACUGCAACAAAAAGGUUAAAAUUUGAAAAGAAAUACUUUCUGGACAAAAAA